AUGGAUAGCGGCAAGGCUAUUUUGGUUGAUGUGCUCCAACUGCUGCCGUUAGUAGAAGAGCGGUUAGUUGGAGAUGGUUGUGCUCUGCCAGAUACUUUGGAGUUGACUAGUUUGCGUCAGUCACUAGAAUUAUUAGAGGUUAUGAUUGACAAGUGUGAUACUGUGGUCAGUGCCGAGGAGAUUGAUAGUAUCCUUCAGCGCAUAAAUGUAGCCCGUGAGACUGUUGACCUGUUAUCAAAACGCAGUUCACUUAAUGCUACUAAUGUCCAAUAUCGUGACAUGUUGUUACUUCCGGAGCAUGCUACUACUUGUGAAGAUCGUGUUGUGGACUAUGGGAAAUGUCUGAACAUGAGUAACGAGGAGUUCGAUGCUCUUAUCGAUGAGUGGGCGGAGGACCGUGAUGGUUCAUCUGUUGGUGUGCGAUCCAGGCGUAAGAGCCGUGUUGGAAGUGAUGAUGCUAAGGAGCAGAUCCGUAGCGACCUUGUUAAACUGGCGGAUACAAUGAAAUCCAAGGCACUUUGGUAUCGUGAUUUAUUAGUAAAAGAUAAUGAGGUCUUAUCUAAGUAUACUAUGAAGCAAGAGAAGCAACUGGAUACUGUUACUCAAGUAGCGUCGGAGGCAUCUAAGCUUGCAAAGACAACUAGGUUGUCAUUACGCCAAUCUCUAUUUAUGAUCGCAUCACUGUUCCUUUUGACAGUUUUCAUGUUGAUGAUAUUCAUCAUCACUUGA
Messenger RNA from Babesia sp. Xinjiang, 729 nucleotides. RefSeq lists its product as uncharacterized. Lineage: Eukaryota; Apicomplexa; Aconoidasida; Piroplasmida; Babesiidae. The transcript is spliced from 5 exons. The record is from RefSeq and is a predicted model, not a curated record. The coding region runs from base 1 to 729 and encodes 242 amino acids.